AUGUGGAAGAUGAACGGGUGGCAGCGACAGAGCCAAAAUCAGAGCCGGAACCUGAGGGGAGAGUGUUCCAGAAGGAAGUGUAUCUUCAUACAUCACCACACCUGAAAGCAGACCUGAUCCAACUGCAGAGAUGGCAGCUGAGUCAUUGCCUUUCUCCUUUGGGACACUGUCCAGCUGGGGGCUGGAAGCCUGGUAUGAGGACCUGCAAGAGGUUCUGUCCUCAGAUGAAAAUGGGGGUACCUAUGUCUCACCACCUGGAAAUGAAGAGGAAGAAUCAACAAAAACCUUUACUACUCUUGACGCUGCCUCUCUGGGUUGGCUGACUGAGGAGCCAGGAGCAGCAGAAGUCACAGGCACUUCCCAGAGCCCUCACUCUCCAGAUUCCAGUCAGAGCUCCCUGGCUCAGGAGGAAGAGGAAGACCAAAGAACCAGGAAACGGAAACAGAGUGGCCAUUCCCUAACCCGGGCUGGAAAGCAGCGCAUGAAGGAGCGAGAACAGGAGAAUGAGAGGAAAGUGGCACAGCUAGCUGAAGAGAAUGAACGGCUCAAGCAGGAAAUUGAGCGCCUGACCAGGGAAGUAGAGGCGACUCGCCGAGCUUUGAUGGACAGAAUGGUUAAUCUGCACCAACCAUGAAUGACUGGGACCAUCACACUCACACACACACACGCAGGCCACACUACUACCUUUCCCAGAAGUGGCUCCUGACCACCUUCUCACUAGUGCCAAUAAUGUGACCCUCAACCCCACAUAUUCAGAGGGUAGGCUUAGGACAGACAAAAGGAGAGGGUCUCCCCUUGUAUAUAGAGUGUACAUUUAUUUAUUACUAUCUCUAUCCAUUAAAUGAUUUUCUAUGA
This is a messenger RNA of Nycticebus coucang (slow loris), 855 nucleotides long. Its product is annotated as DDIT3 upstream open reading frame protein-like. Lineage: Eukaryota; Metazoa; Chordata; Mammalia; Primates; Lorisidae. The transcript has a single exon. The coding region runs from base 1 to 105 and encodes 34 amino acids. The record is from RefSeq and is a predicted model, not a curated record.